Molecule: messenger RNA, 641 nt
Organism: Aspergillus ochraceoroseus IBT 24754
Lineage: Eukaryota; Fungi; Ascomycota; Eurotiomycetes; Eurotiales; Aspergillaceae
Product: MGMT family protein
Exons: 3
Coding region: 1-414 (137 amino acids)
Biological process (GO): DNA repair
Molecular function (GO): catalytic activity
Source: RefSeq, a predicted model, not a curated record
AUGCCCCGAACAGACGAAGCAGAAUGGUGGUUCAACGCCGUGUACGAAGCGGUCCGCGAGAUCCCGCCCGGAUGCGUGACUUCCUACGGACACAUCGCGCUCUUACUUGGGUACCCAAAACGACCGCGACAAGUCGGCGUGUGUUUGAAACAUCUCCCCGCCGAGGAAGGGGAGGAUUUCUUCCACUCGGGGAAUGUACCGUGGCAGAGGGUGGUGAAUUCCAAGGGGAUGGUUUCGCAUCGUGGUCCGGGGAGCGCAGAGCGUCAGGCCGAGGCGUUGAGAGCGGAAGGCGUUGAGGUGCAGAGUGACAGUAUGGGGGAGUUUUAUGUGGACGUUGCGCGAUAUGGCUGGUUUCCGGAUCGGCUACCGAGUGAGGUUUUAGAGGAAGACGCGGAAGAAGAAGAAGAAGUGUAAGAUUGGCUAUUACCGAGUCUAGGCAAAUAUUUAAAUGGUAUGAUUGCACUCUUUAACGAGAGUUGGUUAAUUGAAUCAUCCUAUCUCCAGAGGCCGCACCAUCCGUACGUUAAUUGAUCGUAACAUAAGAGAGAACGAACUCGAUAAUGGAGAAUAACAGGCAUCAACAUCGGUGUCAUACAUCGGGUUUCUGAGAUGGCGAGCCCUGAGGGACGUCUAAGGUAGCC